GAUACUAGGAAAAUGCGCAAACUCUCCGAUUUAUUAUAUGGACGUGGCGCUUUGAAGUUUGAGACCAAUGAAUCGUUCCAGCUUUUAUUUCAAUGUUGGUCACUUGUCGGUAUUAAGCCAUUAAAGCUGUACAGAUUGCGUGGCAUGCUGCACAUGUGCUGCUGUUGGUUUUUACUUCUCCUGUGUCCGUUUACCUUCUUCAUGGGUUAUCUGCACACUUUGGAAACUGAGCCUAUAACUAUUCAACUUAGCAUUUUGCAAGCAAUAUUCAAUAUUCUAGGACUGCCAAUGAAGGCGAUUGUCAUUACAAUUUUGCUAACGCAUCUGCGAAGCGCCGAGACGAUCUUUUCACGUUUGGAUGCACGCUACCAGAGCAUCGCGAGUCGGGAGCAGAUAAAAAAUUGUGUUAUCAUCAGCACACGCUUACUCAGCAGCGUCAUAUUUGUGUUUCAUUUUUAUGGCAGCGCCACAUAUCUCCAAGCGCUGCUCACAAAUGGUUAUCCACUGAAUACAUGGUUGCCAUUCACCGACUAUAUCCCUCAGCCAACCAUAAGAUAUUGGGCGCAUUUUAUUUUCGAGGUUUUUCACUUGAUUUUCCUAUUGACGGUACAAGCCACAAUGGAUGCGUUCCCGGCAGUUUAUAUACGAAAUUUGCGCACACACUUAAAUCUGUUGACGGAACGCGUUAGUCAUUUGGGCGAGAAUGCAGAGCUUACUGAGGAAGAGCACUUUGAGGAAUUGGUGGAUUGCAUUGUUACCCAUCAGGAAUUGUUGGAGGCGAAAAAUAUUGUUGAAUCCGUCUGCUCGAUAACAUUAUUUAUUCAAUUUGUGAUUGUUGCCGUAGCACUCUGCGUUUCGAUGCUAAAUUUUUUCGUAUUUGCCGAUCGCCAACAGCAGGUGGUGACGGUAACCUACUAUUUAGGCGUCAUGUUGCAGAUCAUGCCCACAUGUUAUCAAGCGUCAAUGAUAGAAGCUGACAGUGCCAAGUUGCCCGACGCCAUUUUCCAUUGCAAUUGGUUGGCCAUGGACAAGCGUUGCCGCAAGCUCAUCAUCUAUUUCAUUCAUCGUGCACAGGAGGACAUCACCUUUGUUGCACUCAAACUCUUCAACAUCAAUCUGACUACUAACCUGUCGAUUGUCAAAUUUGCGUUUUCAUUAUACACAUGGAUGAGCAACAUGGGCUUUGGGCAGAAUUUAAAGGAUCUAUUGGAAUGAAUUGGCAUAUUUUCAGCAAGCUAGCGGUAUCCGAAUACGCCAAGUUGUGCUGGGAGUUUUGAUUAUGCUCACAUUUUGCACAAGUAUACUCAUAAUUGGCCUAUUUGCACUAUCCACUUUAGACAUUGGAAAUAGCAGAUGUCUUGUAAAUCGGCGUUCUUCAAUAUAUUUAUAUUAAAGUGAUAUAUUGUAAAUUAUUGUGAAACAGAAAUAUAUAACAGGUAAAGGUUUUAAGUAUUAUGUUCAAAGUAUCUGCUUUAUAUAGUGGAAACAUAUCAAUUUAUAUUCAAUUUAGAAUAUUCUAGGAAAAUGACGGACUCGAAUGGAAUAUAUUGGUGAAGAAAUGUUUUCUAA
Molecule: messenger RNA, 1569 nt
Organism: Bactrocera dorsalis (oriental fruit fly)
Lineage: Eukaryota; Metazoa; Arthropoda; Insecta; Diptera; Tephritidae
Product: odorant receptor 43b-like
Exons: 3
Coding region: 13-1215 (400 amino acids)
Biological process (GO): detection of chemical stimulus involved in sensory perception of smell; sensory perception of smell
Cellular component (GO): plasma membrane
Molecular function (GO): odorant binding; olfactory receptor activity
Source: RefSeq, a predicted model, not a curated record